This is a messenger RNA of Peromyscus leucopus (white-footed mouse), 1445 nucleotides long. RefSeq names its product histone H3. The coding region runs from base 684 to 1094 and encodes 136 amino acids. The transcript has a single exon. The record is from RefSeq and is a predicted model, not a curated record. Lineage: Eukaryota; Metazoa; Chordata; Mammalia; Rodentia; Cricetidae. Gene Ontology annotation, cellular component: nucleosome. Gene Ontology annotation, molecular function: protein heterodimerization activity; DNA binding; structural constituent of chromatin.
CAAAGGACCUGAAACACUGCGCCGCCAUCUUUCCCUAGUGAAGAUGCUUUCUCGCUAUGCCAACACAUAGUGUAAAUAAACAGCGACUGUGCUGACGUUAUCUCGAAAGAAAUUUACAUUUUUAAGAUGUAAGUGCACUUCUGUCGAUUUCUGUGGCGACACUAAGGCGUAAAACGGUAGGUUUUUUUGAACUGAGCAUGAUUCUGAGAUCCUGGGGGUGGAAAACAAAGCCUCACUCAUAAGGUUAUCGCCGCCAGCUAAACGGUAUAAGCAUUUUCAAAAUAUGUACGAGAAAUAACAACUGAGACUAUUAGGGCAGAAAAGGUGGCGGAGUUAGGGGAAGUGGCUAAACUAAAAUUCCGAGGCACUUUGUUCUUGAAGCAUGUUUUGUGUACAUCAAGUCCAGUUCCCAAACAGCAGAGAAGUAACGAUCCUCAAUGAGGAGCUUCCGGGCUUGAGUAUAAGAUAGUGGUUUCAGGACUGAUUACGCAGGGGGGGCGGACUUGCCUUUGGAAUGCAGCAAUCAAAAACUGCACGACAAAAAUCGGCCAAUCGUCAAGCCCUAGAAGCACUUCCGCAAAUUGCGACGGAAGCCUGAGAGCUGCUGGCCAAGGUCCAAUCAGAGCGACGCGUUUCCUGUAUAAAUACCAGCGCCUGCAGCCUUCUCCCCUCGCUUCUUCACUAUGGCUCGCACCAAGCAGACGGCCCGCAAGUCCACCGGCGGCAAGGCCCCGCGCAAGCAGCUGGCCACCAAGGCCGCCCGCAAGAGCGCCCCGGCCACCGGCGGCGUGAAGAAGCCGCACCGCUACCGGCCCGGCACCGUGGCGCUGCGCGAGAUUCGGCGCUACCAGAAGUCGACCGAGCUGCUGAUCCGCAAGCUGCCGUUCCAGCGCCUGGUGCGCGAGAUCGCGCAGGACUUCAAGACCGACCUGCGCUUCCAGAGCUCGGCCGUGAUGGCGCUGCAGGAGGCCAGCGAGGCCUACCUGGUGGGUCUGUUCGAGGACACCAACCUGUGCGCCAUCCACGCCAAGCGGGUCACCAUCAUGCCCAAGGACAUCCAGCUGGCCCGCCGCAUCCGCGGGGAGAGGGCUUGAGACCUUUUCCACAUUGGCACAUCGACAAACUAAAAAGGCUCUUUUCAGAGCCAACUCCAUUGUCCGCAGAAGAUGCUGUAGUACUUGCGCAGCAUUAGGGUUUGGAGGGUGCUUCAUCCAGACGAUACUUCCUGGUUUGUGUUCAUCCACGAAGACUACUUUCACGGUACAAAGAUGUUUUUGACACUGGGUUUUCAGACCUGCUGGUUCUGGAACCCAACUUGUGCAAUAACUUUGAAGACAUUUGCAUGCCUUUCCCCUCCCGAGUGCUGGGUCUAAGUGCCACUGUGCCCGGCUAAAACAGAUUUACUAGGUAUUAAUAAAACACGACCUAGUGUUAGGUAUAAUUCA